UUUCACCCCUCAGGCUGGUUUAUUGUUUUGAUAUAACAGGUUGAUGUUUUGUGUGAAUUGUAGCAAGUGGGUCGACGUGAAGAACAUUUCACAACUUGCAGUACCUGUUGAGGAUUUACUCAAACGCGUACAGACAAUGUAAAUAAUGACGGUGUUGACCAGAUAACGGCGUUUCUGUUGACAAAGAUGCUUCGUCCAAGAUAAGCUAACGUUAGCUGUCUGGCUAAUGUAGCGUACGUAGCUUUGGUAACAACAUGACGAUGGUGAGAAGCGGUGUGUAGAAGCGACCGACCAGACGUCGGAUCGCGCCGAUUUCCUGCUUGUCAAUCACAUAUUUUCAGGAUUGUUCUGUCUGGAAAGCCACAAAACGGCGUUUCCAGCCAAACAAACAACACUGGUUUAUUUAACGUUAGCCGACAAGUUAUCUCCGGAGAGGAAUUGUGGUUGGUUGGACAAUUACAUCACUUUCUUUCAAUGGGAGAGGAAAAGCCAGACACGCUUGACUUUGUGAAGGAUUUCCAGGAGUAUCUGAGCCAGCAGACUCAACAUGUCAACAUGAUAUCAGGCUCCGUCAGCGGCGUCAAGGAGGCUGACGAGCUGCCACCAGAUUGCAGUCAGAAUGGACUGGAUCACCCCUCAGUGGACAUGUCACUGGAGGACAGCUCAGGGAUCCUGGUGGACGGUUUUGAGAGGACGUAUGACGGAAAGCUCAAGUGCCGCUACUGCAACUAUGCCACGAGAGGCACAGCAAGACUCAUUGAGCACAUCCGAAUUCACACAGGAGAGAAACCUCACCGUUGCCACCUCUGCCCAUUUGCUUCAGCCUACGAGCGUCACCUGGAAGCCCACAUGCGAUCACAUACAGGCGAGAAGCCUUAUAAGUGUGAGCUGUGCUCCUUCCGGUGCAGUGAUCGUAGCAAUUUGUCGCACCAUCGCCGUCGACGCCACAAACUCCUGCCAAUGAAAGGCGCUCGCUCACUUUCCCAUAAGAAGAUGCUGAGUGUUUUACAGAAGAAAGCUAGCUCACUGGGCUAUGGCCGCCGACUCCUCAUCAACUUCAGCCCCCCUUCUAUGGUGGUGCACAAGGCUGACAAUGUGAACGACUUCUCCCAUGAGCUCCCCCACUUACGUCAGGAGACCUAUGAUAGUCAGAGUCGAGGAGUCGAGGACGGACACACAACAAAUCAAAAUCACCAUCAUCAUGACAUGGUUAUGGAUAACCCCCUGAACCAACUGUCCACCCUGGCAGGCCAGUUGGCCAGCCUCCCUUCAGAGUCCCAGGCCCAGACUCAACCUCCUAUGUCUCCAGGAGCAGAGUCUAUCGUUGAUGAGAAGCCCUUCCUCAUCCAGCAGCCCCACCCUGCCACAGCUCCUGUGGCUGUCACGGCCAGCAUGGUCCAUGCCUCCUCCUCCUCCCCAAUCACUCCAGAGCCCCGGGCUCCUCCCCACAGCAAUUGCAGCCCUGGAGGGGGACCCUGCAGCGAGCACAGUGGGCGUACCAGCACCCCUAGUAUCUCCAACAGCCAACCCAGUACACCGGCCCCGGUCCUGUCCGCCCCACUCCAGGACCCCCACAUGCUGCAUCACUGUCAGCACUGUGACAUCUUUUUUCCUGACAACAUCCUCUACACCAUUCACAUGGGCUGCCACGGCUACGAGAACCCAUUCCAGUGCAACAUCUGUGGCCACAAGUGCAAGAGCAAGUAUGACUUUGCCUGCCACUUUGCCCGUGGGCAGCACAAGUAAUGUAUGACAACUUUGAAAGAACUUUUAAUGAACAGCUUUGUUUUAUUAAUACCAUAGUAAUUUUAUUUAUUGGUCUUUUACUUGGCUUUGAUGUAGCCUAGCCUUUGAAAGUUGUACUUAUACCAGUAAAUGUCAACAUUCAGAUGGUUUUAUUUUUUAUGGUGCCCAUUUGAGUGUAUUAUAAAGGGAUGAACAGUGUUUUCAACAGGUUGAGAAUUUAUUUGUGGUGGUGCUGGGAGUUGGAUACAUGUGCUGUCAUAAAUCAGAAUAAAACUUACAAUAUAUAUUAGAAUAUUCCUUGAAUUUGGUUUGUCUUUUGGGUUUGGAUUUUAAUUAGCAUAGUUAAAAAUGUAUUUCUGUUUUUAUGUUGUUAAAUACAUGAACUUAACUCAUUGGCAAACUUUUCAAAUCUCUCUCUGUCAAAGGAAAUACAAGGCCACGCUAAAUUAACUGACAGAAAUUGCUUUCAUUGUACCUAUCUAAAGCAAGUAGAUAGGUACCGUUUUAUGCAGGUUAAAUGGCCUCAUAUUGGACUGAGCUGAAUGAAAGCCAGUGGCUAUUGGAAGGAAUUCAUUUAGCAAUUUAAACACAACUUAUGAAUAAAGCAGCCAUGCUAUGGGCAGAGUACAUAUUUUGGGGAGACCACACGCAUGUAGUUGCGAGUGGGCAACCCAAAUAAAUUCUCAACACUCCUGGAGCUGUGUUUCACAGGAGUGAAACUGUUGGCCUUGAGUGAUCUUACUUAAGCCUUAUUGAAAUUAUUUCAGUGCUUGGUGCAUUACUACUAUUUCUUUGCAGUGCCUGACAUAGUCACUUUCUUGUGUGUCCAAGAUAGGACUGUUAUUUUUAAGAUUAAUAGAUAUUAUUACAAUAUCUUCAUGUUACUGUACUGGAUAGGCCCGGAACCUUAGAAAAGAAGUUUGGCCAUUUAAGUUUUCUAUGAUCGCCAUGAUUUUCUGUUUUUUGCCAAAAUUCUGCUCCAUGACUGCUGCUAAGAAACUUUGGGAUCAAAACUAUAUGGAUGGCAUCCACAGUAAAACUGGCCAAACUUUGUGUCAGUUGUUUUUGCUCAACUAGCUGAGUUGGUAAACUAUAUUUUGUAGAGAUCGUGUUAUUUUGAAGUCCCUCAACACAGUGCCCUUCUUUGACCGGCAUCACGGUACCUUUUACUCAUUUUGUUUACACUGUUUGCAUAUUCUUUUAAUUACUUCAUGUCACAUUCUAAUAUUUUGAUAUUGUAUGAAGUCACUUUGAAAUCCAGUGUCUCUAUGUUUGGGACAGAGUCACCAAGUCUUGUGUCUCAUGUGAACACUUUCAGAAUUGCCACGUAGCACUGGGGAUGCCAAUUUUUACAAACACUGAGAUUCCCCAUUUAUCAGAUGGAUCCCUGUGCUUUUCCGAAUAUUUACUGAGUAUUGUAUUCUGAGUGGUUGGAUAAAUGUUCAGUGUCAAAAAAGCAAAAUCAUGCUGCAGUAAGACUGCUACUUUAGCACAAUUGUUCUUUGUCUUGGGUACUGUUGUCUGUUGCGUAGCAACAUGCGUGGAGAACAUAGUUACUGUUUAUAGGACCACCUCCUUGUCACCAUGCUUACCAGUAAGAGGGGCAUCCAGCAAUGACUGCCUUAUGUUCUCUGUGUGUUGUAGGUUCAUAGGUAAUGGUGAAUGUUGAAGCCUUUUGGCGAUUACUCUCUCCCUCUUGGAUGGCAAAUCAUUUUAUUGUAACAUGGAUUAAUCAAACUAAUUUAUAAGUAAAGUGUUUUCUAACUGA
Micropterus dolomieu (smallmouth bass) is the source of this 3514-nucleotide messenger RNA. It is a transcript of the gene ikzf5, whose product is annotated as IKAROS family zinc finger 5. Gene Ontology annotation, biological process: regulation of transcription by RNA polymerase II. The transcript is spliced from 4 exons. Lineage: Eukaryota; Metazoa; Chordata; Actinopteri; Centrarchiformes; Centrarchidae. Bases 475 to 1746 code for a protein of 423 amino acids. Gene Ontology annotation, molecular function: DNA-binding transcription factor activity; RNA polymerase II cis-regulatory region sequence-specific DNA binding. The record is from RefSeq and is a predicted model, not a curated record.